CAACCAUUUUUGUAAUUUACCCCGCCUUCAAAUAGUAUCUGUAUCACAGAAAUGAGAGACGCAAAAGAACUCUGAGUUUUUUUUUUUUUCAUUCUUCCAUAGUUGGUUGACUUUCUAUCUAGGUUACACUGCCUUCAUCUCUGCAACCAUUUCAUUCACCUUCCAAACACACACCAUCUUCAAUCUCAACCCAUGGCGGUGGGAAUAUCAGUUCUGAUAGCACUGAAAGCGACGGCGCUAUUACUGUGCUUCGUGUACCUGAAGAACCAUGGCUACACCCUCAUCUCCGCGCCAUUCCUCUACGCAUCACUCGUUUCGUUCUUGGUCUCGAUCGCAUCUCACCCCUCCAUUGACCUUCCCAUGCUUUUAGGAAAGGACACCGAUGGAACCUUCCCAAUCUGGUCCCUCAUGAUGUUCAGCCCUUACUUGUACUUCGUCAGAGUCUUCUCCGCGCUUCGAAGGCUCCGAAGCGGUGAACCACCGUACACUGAAGUCCACCCUGGACUCUUCGUCGGAGGGUGGCCAUCGUCGCGCCAGAAGCUGCCACCUGGCGACCCUGCCAUCGUUGAUUGCACCUGCGAGUUCCCGAGGUUGGAGGAGUUCUCUGGGCUUCCUUAUCUGUGCAUUCCCACAUGGGAUACAAGGUCACCCAAGCCCUCUGAUAUUGAAUCUGCUGUUAAGUGGGCUUCUAAGAAGAGAGACCUCAAUAAACCUAUUUUUAUUCACUGUGCUUAUGGUCAUGGAAGAAGUGUUGCUGUUAUGUGUGCAUUGCUAGUGGCACUGGGUAUUGCAGAGGAUUGGAAGAAUGCUGAGAAGCUGAUCAAACAAAAACGGCCUUACAUCCGGAUGAAUGCCCUCCAUCGCAAGGCUCUUGAAGAAUGGUCCAAGCACAGGUUGUCCGCUCCAAAGAGGCAAUGAUAUAUUGUUGUAGGUUCCUUGAGUUGUCCUGAUUCUUUUGCUCAAUCCUACUACAAAGGUAUUACAAACAAUACCAAAAUUAAGAACCAAAAGAAUGUAUUCUCUCCUUGUGCCAUUUCUUUCUCAAGAUUCAUGUUAUGUAACUAUCCUAAUAUCUGGUUCCCAAUUGUUCUAUCUGCUUCCAAGUUCCAAUUGAUUAUGCUGCUGGAACUGAUGGAUGAAAUGGUUCUAAAUGUUAUGAAAAGCUUGAACUGAUGUAGAAGUAAUUUCAUUACAGUGCCUGCAAGUACUGAUUCCAAGUGUAAUAAGUGACUCAUUAGGGAGUAGUAAUCAUGAUUUAUAUCAACUCUUGAGCUGUCUAUUUGGAAUGAACAAAUAUAAACUCGAGUCCCUAUCUCAA
Messenger RNA from Arachis duranensis, 1318 nucleotides. RefSeq lists its product as uncharacterized. The coding region runs from base 193 to 918 and encodes 241 amino acids. The transcript is spliced from 2 exons. Gene Ontology annotation, molecular function: protein tyrosine/serine/threonine phosphatase activity. Gene Ontology annotation, biological process: protein dephosphorylation. The record is from RefSeq and is a predicted model, not a curated record. NCBI's taxonomy places the organism in Eukaryota, Viridiplantae, Streptophyta, Magnoliopsida, Fabales, Fabaceae.